GGAGUUUUCUGCGCUGCGGGAUUGGCGAGCGCCCCCGUGGCCGGUGUCUGAGGAGCGACGCCGACAUGCGGCCGCUGCUCGGCCUCCUCCUGGUCUUCUCCGGCUGCACCUUUGCCCUGUACUUGCUGUCGACGCGACUGCCCCGCGGGCCGAAACUCCGUUCUCCCGAGGAGCCCGAAGGCCGGUUGCUGUGGUUCCCCUCAGACCUAGGAGAACUGCGGGAGCUCUCGGAGGUCCUUCGGGAGUACCGUAAGGAGCACCAGGCCUAUGUGUUCCUGCUCUUCUGCAGCGCCUACCUCUACAAACAGGGCUUUGCCAUUCCUGGCUCCAGCUUCCUGAAUGUUUUGGCUGGUGCCUUGUUCGGGCCAUGGCUGGGGCUUCUGCUGUGCUGUGUGCUGACCUCAGUGGGUGCCACAAUCUGCUACUUGCUCUCCCAUAUAUUUGGUAAACAGCUGGUGAUCUCCUACUUUCCUGAUAAAGUAGCCUUGCUGCAGAGGAAGGUGGAAGAGAACAGAAACAGCUUGUUCUUCUUUUUACUGUUUUUGAGACUUUUCCCCAUGACACCCAACUGGUUCUUGAACCUCUCGGCGCCAAUUCUGAACAUUCCCAUUGUGCAGUUCUUCUUCUCAGUUCUUAUUGGUUUGAUCCCAUACAAUUUCAUCUGUGUGCAGACAGGCUCCAUCCUGUCAACCUUGACCUCUCUGGAUGCUCUAUUCUCCUGGGACACUGUCUUUAAGCUGUUGGCCAUUGCCCUGGUGGCCUUGGUUCCUGGAACUCUUAUUAAAAAAUUUAGCCAGAAACACCUGCAGUUGAAUAAAACAAGCAACACUAACCACAUUAGUAGAAAAGACACGUGAGCAGGUUUUCUGCGUGCUACAGCUCUGGACUCUCUGACUGAUCUGUGUGAUGGGCAUUUUCCUUUAAAGACCCUCACUGUUUUUCGGGUACCCUCAACAGGUGAUAUGGACGCUAUUCAUCUGUGUGCUGUGUCUUGCCAAAACAACCCAAAAAGGCACACUCUGGUCUAAAAAGUGAACCGUAUCCUGUUCUCAGUUUGGCACUGGUUUAGCUGGACUCUGUGAAAUGGAUGAAGUGGAUUGCUUCCUAGAAUUCCUGUUUCUGUUUCAUGCCAUUACAAAGGACUCUGGAUAGUCUGUUGGGUUUGCCUUUGCACACCCCUGGGUGCCUUGGGAGAAGAUGCUGGUUGGCUUUGUCCAGAUUUCCUCUUGCAAAGUAACAGGUUGCGUGACAGGUGUUGUCCUGUUCAGUCAUGUGGAUGUUAUUAGUAUCACUGCUUCACUCUUGAUAUCAUUAAUGUCUCCAAGAGUGUUUCUUCUGUUCUUUUUUGCUGAUGAUCUACCUCUUUCAUAAGCCAAGGGAAACAAACUGACCAACUUCCUAGGACUCAUACAUAUAGCUCAAAUGCACAGUGAUUUCUGUGAUGCUCUUGUAUGCAGACACACUGAUGUUACCCUGUAUGUCAAAUCUUAUGGUUGCAAACAGACUAUUAAAUAUGAAUGGAACA
Molecule: messenger RNA, 1525 nt
Organism: Dipodomys spectabilis (banner-tailed kangaroo rat)
Lineage: Eukaryota; Metazoa; Chordata; Mammalia; Rodentia; Heteromyidae
Gene: Tmem41a
Product: transmembrane protein 41A
Exons: 5
Coding region: 66-857 (263 amino acids)
Source: RefSeq, a predicted model, not a curated record